Molecule: messenger RNA, 5129 nt
Organism: Nomia melanderi (Alkali bee)
Lineage: Eukaryota; Metazoa; Arthropoda; Insecta; Hymenoptera; Halictidae
Product: putative G-protein coupled receptor No18
Biological process (GO): adenylate cyclase-activating adrenergic receptor signaling pathway; positive regulation of MAPK cascade
Cellular component (GO): plasma membrane
Molecular function (GO): G protein-coupled receptor activity
Source: RefSeq, a predicted model, not a curated record
CCGUGCCGAAAACACGGCUCCAACGUAUCCGCUGGCGCGCGUUCGGGGAUGCCUCCCGUUCAGUGAUGUUGAAACGCGACAUUCUCUUUAGCGUGUACCCCGAAAAAUGGGAAAAGAAAACAGGAGCAGUUUGGUGUCCUCUUGAGCUGCGUAAAACAACAGUGCUCUAAUGCCAGGGAAAACACAGAGGGGGUGGUUUUCGAUGCGAAACGAAUAAAUCCGUCAUCGGGCAACCGGUGCGGUAGCACAGGGUGCAAAGCUUUUCAAAACAAUAUGUUGCAGACACUGGAAACAAUAAGACAACGUUUGUGUGCGGGUUUCCGAUGACACUGUAAGCUCGACGACAAGGAAUCAGUGAAGUUUCAACAGGAAGCCGCAUCUUCUCAUGAAGAUGACUGCACGCGACGUCGUUUAAGUUGUAGUCUAACUAGUGUCCAGUAGCUGAAGAAGUGCGUGUCGAUUUCGGAGAGCACAAGUAAUUGUGGACAGCCAGAGAUUUAAAUCGGAAGCGGUUAAGGGAAGUUGUUCGUGUAGAAUUAUGCGCGACGGUUUAGUGUGUGUAUAAAUAUUCGGUGAACUGUUGAGAAGAAUAGGGAACAGGUUGAAGCACGGGAAUCCGAAUUAGGUACACCAUGUUGCAGAGGAGCUUUCAAGCUGCGGUCUACUUUUUUCUUCGAGUCCCGGAUAAUGCUUGCAAAACAGAAGCUAUUUUAUGAGAGAAGAGCGAUAAUCGAGAAUGGGAGCUUUAUGAUGUCCGGAGAUGCGGAAACUGGUGAGCAGAAGUCAUCGUCGAUGGACCGGGGAUAAGCACCAUGGAAAAUCAAACGGGCAAUUACUAUGGAGAUAUUUAUCAAUUGAAUCAUACUGUGUCGACAAACGAUCAGGACUCGCAGGUGGAAUAUUACCUGCCGAAAUGGACAGACCUCGUUUUAGCUGGACUAUUCACCAUGUUGAUCAUCGUUACUAUAGUAGGCAACACCCUAGUAAUUGCCGCUGUGAUAACAACUAGACGCCUAAGGUCCGUUACUAAUUGUUUCGUAUCCAGUCUGGCCGCUGCGGAUUUAUUGGUUGGCUUGGCCGUCAUGCCACCGGCAGUAUUACUACAGCUCACAGGUGGUACUUGGGAGUUGGGCGAAGUGCUCUGCGACUUUUGGGUUUCCCUCGACGUUCUCCUCUGUACUGCCAGUAUACUAUCGUUAUGCGCCAUAUCCAUAGACAGGUAUCUAGCCAUAACUCAACCACUAAUAUAUAGCCGACGACGUCGAAGUAAAAGACUGGCUGGUCUGAUGAUUGUAGCGGUCUGGGUCCUAGCCGGUGCUAUAACCAGCCCACCUCUUCUGGGGUGCUUUCCGCGUGCAACAAAUCGCGACACUAAAAAAUGCUCGUACAAUAUGGACUCCUCAUACGUGAUAUUCUCCGCGAUGGGAUCCUUUUUUCUACCGAUGCUGGUAAUGCUUUACGUUUACGGGAGAAUAUCUUGCUUGAUCGCAAGCCGCCACAGAAACCUAGAAGCUACCGGCAACGAAAACAUGCAGCCACGAAAAAAGAUUUUGAUCGAACGGGCGAAGAGUAUUAGAAUACGAAGGGCUGAAUGCGUGACGAAUACGAUGAGCUGCGACAGGACGUCCGAGGAAGCAGAGCCCGCGACCACCAGCAAAAAGUCCGGGAUCGUACGUAGUCAUCAGCAGAGUUGCAUUAACAGAGCGGUCAAAGAGACAAAAACUGCUGGCACUUUAGCAGUGGUCGUAGGUGGAUUCGUGGCGUGUUGGUUACCGUUUUUCAUCCUCUAUCUGGCCACCCCUUUCGUACCCAUGAACCCGCCGGAUGUACUUAUGACAGCGUUAACGUGGCUAGGGUGGAUUAAUUCGGCUAUAAAUCCAUUCAUCUAUGCCUUUUACUCGGCCGACUUCAGAUUAGCAUUCUGGCGACUCACGUGUCGAAAGUGCUUCAAAAGCAGAACCAACUUGGAACGCAGUAAUCGAAAACUGCCGGUUCCUACGAAUGGGAAGAAAGAAACCUCGAGGACGUGAAGACCAACAAGCGAAAAUCCUUCGACCACUGUGAUUGAGUUCGAGGCUACUGUGAUUUAUCUAUGAUCUAGCGCAUACAAACGGUUUUUGGCAUUCGAGCAUUGCGACUGUUCCUCAGCCCUUAACACGACACAUUAUUUUAAUGACUGCAGACGUUAUACGUAGAACAAGAGAAAUAUUCUUUGACAGAAUAUCUGGUUUGUUUUUGUUUCAUAGUAAUAACCUUUCAAACUUUAUGAAAGAUUUUUAUCUCUGAUCAUUACAUGCAUUCAUAAGAUAUUGUAAUUUCAUAAGUUAAUUGAACAGAAAUGAAGUCAUACUAACAAUAAAUUUUGCUACAUUUUGUGCACAAAUAUUGUUUAAUUAGGUAUUCUUUCAACUUAAAAUUUUAUGAUUAUUUUUACUUCAAAAUAAACGAUAAAAGAGAAGGCUAGAUGAGAAAUGCGUAUCAAAUAUUUCUGGAGAGUUUUCUACGAUUUUCCUUAGUUAGAAUAUUUUAAAACACAUUUUUAAAAUGCAUUUUCGUAACCAAUUAAAAAGCCUGAGGUAAUGACUUCUUUAAGUGUUGCUUAACCAGCUGCAUUUAAUUUUUCAUUUUUAACGUUAUUGUGAUCUCUAGGAAUAUUUAAAUUUAAUAUGAAGAAUAUCCUUUGUAUAUAUUUAUUAUCACAGCGUAUUCGAGUCUCGAUUUCUUUAAUGUCUAAAAAAUUCUACAAGAAGUUAAGGAAAUACUUGCUCCAUUUAAUAUGAGUCUUACAGAACCACGUUUUUUAAGUUAUGUUGAAUCUUGGAUUAUACAACGAUUGCUAUGCAGGCUGUGGCAGUAAUAAUAGUAUAACUAGAUAUGAGAUGAUAAUUAAUCCCACUAGAUGUGGAAUGAUUAAAUUCAUUUAUUUAAUAUUUUAUUUCAUAUUUAUUAGAUAAACGUUUAUAAUUUAUUUUAAAAAUACAAUGUAACUAUCGCAAAAACUUAUAAUUCGAAUAUACUUUUCCUUCUGCUUACAUUUUAAUCCGAUUGAGAGCUAUCCACAGAUGAUAAUGUUCUCAAUGCACUAAGGUUUAAUCUAUAGCUAUAGCUAUACUACUAGAACAUUUACCCUUUCGAUUGUGCUCUGCUCCUGAUACGAUCAAGUAUUCUUCAAUUCUUUACGAGGAACGUAUUCAUUGUACGAGCAAAGGUUCCGGCCCAGGUCCCAUUUAGUUCCAAGACCAUUCCGAAAGAAAGAAUAUUUAACUUUUGGCUUAUAAAAUCGAGUGAAAGAAAUUUGGAUUAAAUUCAACAAACGUGAAAAUAUAUUAUUCAUUUCUUUUAAACAAAAAUAAGAUAUUCUUUUUCUUGAACACUAGAACUACCGAGCGCUUAAUACAAUUCAAUGUAAUCCUUAUAAUAAUUGUAACAAUGGAUUUCUUUUUCUUGCUUCAUAUAUGUAUUAUAGUGUUCAAGUAAAAUGAUUUAUUUUUAAGAUCAAUUUAAAUAUUCAGCAUUUUUAAGAUAUGAAUAUUUGUGAAAUGAGAAUACUGAAACCUGUAAUUUUGACGGGUGCAGUAGUUCUUAAUGUUAAUUAAUAUUAAAUACCUAAAGUAAAUAAAAGUCUACUAUAUAGACUCACUUUUUAAUAAUUUACUAUGUAUAAUAUAAUUUUGGUAAACAUGACUGAAGAGGAAAUCAUAAAAAUCGUCUAUUCUGAUGAUAUAAACAAUGUUUUAUUAUCAGUUUCGGCAAACAUCACUCUUUUACCGUAAUAACAACAAAAUAUAUAGCAAGUUUAAUAUUUUAUUUUCAAUAUAGAAAACAAAAGAAUUUAGAAUUUUGAAAAAAAAUUGGACCAUCAUCGAUUUGGUACUGUGAGGAAAUGAAUAUUUUAUCAGACCGAGAGCUGGACAUGAUUGGACCGUGAAUGGCCUGGUAGUGUGGAUGAAGCCUAACUGACCAUGUGGUCCACGGAAUUCGGGUUACACGCGUAACAUUUUCUGGCAAUCGUACGUUUAAUUAAAUAAUCUUUGCGGUCCGAGGGUAUCUCGAUUUUUUAAAAAAUUAUUAAAAAUAAUAAAAGAAUCUUCCGAGAUUUUUAUCAACAUUGGUAAAUUCAGUUACUUAUGGUUUAAUGUGUUGCCUUUAUUAUUUAUUUGAAAAUAUCUGAGAAAUAUUACAAUUGUACUUAAAUAUAAAAUAAUUAUAAUUAUAUACAUAUUAUAUGUACAUUCAAUAUAUUAUAAAGAAUCAUAAAAUUGAAUGUUAGAACCGUCUCGAUAAAGGACCGCAAAGGUUCGAUAAAUCUCCAUUUAUACUGAUAGAGAUAUUAAGAAAUGAAACCAGUACAAGUAGUAUAAUUUAAGAUUAAAAACAAUAUCUGCUGAAACGAAACACAAAUUGGUGGAUAAUGUAUACGAAGUACCAGUACGAUUACGAUAACGGUAACCGAUUAGUGAAGAGCAAAAUAAUACGCACAAUGGCAAUGGGAGAGUUUUAAACUGUUUUUAUGCGCUGGGCCUCCUGCAAUUUGUAUUGCAUUAACUUUUUUCACUCGAAGUAUUCUUCGCAGGCACUGCCAAAGUUUUGGCGUUGUACUCGAAGUGUGCUUCUCAUACACUCCAACAAUAUGCUGCACUGAAGGUCAAACUGUUUGAAUUUACAGUUAAACUUUAGUCGCACGUGAUUUCACGUUCCAUUGAUUUCGGUAUUUAGUCGUUGAUUUGACCGAUAAAAUUAAAAGGUUUACUGUUCACCAUGGUGAAGAAGUUCGAGUGCAAAAGGUUAAUUGCGAAAUGAACAUCGUGAAGCAUACGAACGACACAUCAGUACCAUUUACUCAAUGUAUUUACACACAUUAUUCCAAACUGAAGACAAGUAAACGAAUAAUUGAUACAUUAGACGAUGCGAGUAAGUGUAAUAUUUGGUAUACUUCAGUUUCGAAUGUAUUGUUUCUCUAUGACCUAUACUGUAAAAAGGAAACUCAUAACUGGAAAAUGACAUGUCAACUGUUGUCACUGAAUAAUAAAGUCUUGAUAUAAAAUUCUGGUGCACUAAUCGUUACGGAGUCACAAUUACAUUCACUCAUUGGAUGGAAGAGAAUAAUAAACAAACAAGAAAAUAAUUUA